AUGCGGCGCUCCGUCUCGCGCGCCGCGCUGCUGCUGCUGCUAACCGCAGCGUCGGCACACCACAGCGCCGCCGUCGGGGAAGAGGCGGCCGCCGCCGACCACGCCGCGUCGGCCGACGCCGUCCCCGUCGCCCCUGCCGGCGCCAGGGCGGCCGUCGUUCCGGUCCACAGCGAAGGCGCCACCGACAACAAAGUUCCGGUGCCCGCCGCAGCCGGCGACGCCCGCUACGCCGACGGAGACGAGAGUGGCGAGGGCGAGCACAUCGCCGACGUCGUGGCGCAGGACGGCAGCCUUUCGCGGGUGAGAAAGUCGUGCCCUCCCUUCGGCCCGUGCAAGCAGUUCUGCAUCGAAGUCCGGCCGCGAGACCCGCGCCAGUCGCCGUUCAUCAUCUGCGAGCCGCCCGACCACGCGAAGAACCCGGUCCCGCCGUAUCCGUUCAGCCCCCCGUACCCUUACUACCCGGAUUACGAGUAUCCUUACCCACCGGGGCCCAAGGAGCCUCUCCCGCCGGCGCCAGAGCCGUAUCCGGGGUACCCGUACUCGCCCUACUACAAAGCGCCGUAUCCCCCGCCACCGCUUUACUACCCUCUACCAGUGCCGGCGCAGUCGGCGCACAACUCCGCCUCCUCCGCAGCGGCCACGGCCACGGCGUCGACGGCGCUGCAGGGCCUCAGCAGCCUGGUGCCACAUUUCCGCGCGGUGGAGGAGCAAAAGUCCUCGCCGGCGGCCAGCAAACCGGACGCUUCUCCAGACUCGUCCGAGAAGCCGGCAGCGUCGCCUUCGCCCUCGGCCCGCAGCGUCUACGACCCGGCCUACCACACCUAUCCGGACUUCCCCGUGCCGGCGCCGUGCUACGCAGACCCCAGGUACCCGCCGCCUCUGGCGGCGGAGCCCGACGAGAUGAUGCGGCAGGCUAGCGGCGGGAGCUCCGAGCACAGCGACAGCAAGUCCGGUCCUACGAAGGUCAACCUGCCCCUGGAGAAUCCCAAGAAGAGCGACUCGUCCGUCCGGGCAGCGCAGAUGGCGCCCGCUUACGGAGCGCCCUUCGGCAGCCCGUUCGCGCCCUUCGGGUACCAGCCGAUGCCGUACGGUUACCCAACUGCGCCUUACGGUCCUGCCAACUUUCAGUCCAGCUACUACAAGUCGGCAGAGCCGAAGCAGUCCAAACCCGGAGCGCCGCCUGCCACUCCGUACGUCCCACAGAACCCAUCAGUCCCCCCGGACACCGAGCUGCCUAAGGACGGCGUAGGAGCGCCGCCGUCUCCGGCAGCCAACAGCGUCCUCAAAGCUGGCAUUCCGGCUCCUGCGGCCCCCGGCAGCCCAGCGCCGCCUUCGGCUGCCUCGAGUCCACCGGCGUCUUCGCCGCCUGCUGCCGGCGCCGCCAAGGACAAACCACCAGCCGCGCCGGCGCCGCCGUCGGCUAGCAAACCGAAAUCCGCGUCGGAGGUAGAUGACCAACCCAAGGUGGCCGUCAGCCCACUACACAGAGGGUACCAGCAUCGGUACGGCUAUUGGGGCCAGUCUGUAGUGCCUGGCCAUCUCUACGGCAACCAGUACCAAAACUACCCCGGAAUGCAUUAUGGUAUGAUGUAA
Molecule: messenger RNA, 1593 nt
Organism: Schistocerca gregaria
Lineage: Eukaryota; Metazoa; Arthropoda; Insecta; Orthoptera; Acrididae
Exons: 2
Coding region: 1-1593 (530 amino acids)
Source: RefSeq, a predicted model, not a curated record